Lathyrus sativus (Indian pea) is the source of this 753-nucleotide messenger RNA. The record is from the annotation of a GenBank genome assembly. NCBI's taxonomy places the organism in Eukaryota, Viridiplantae, Streptophyta, Magnoliopsida, Fabales, Fabaceae.
AUGGUUGGUGCAAUAUUUAUAUGCAUUGUUCUCUAUGAUCGCGUUGUUAUUCCUCUAGCAUCAAAGAUAAGAGGGAAACCGGUGAGGAUAAGUCCAAAGACAAGAAUGGGAAUAGGCUUGUUUUUUUCCUUUCUCUACUUUGUAACUGCAGCGACUUUUGAGAGUAUAAGAAGAAAGAAAGCUAUCAAGGAAGGAUAUUUGAAUGAUCCUGAUGGAGUGUUGAAAAUGUCUGCAAUGUGGCUUGCACCUCAACUUUGUUUGAGUGGAAUAGCUUCAGCAUUCAAUGGAAUAGGCCAAAAUGAGUUCUUUUACACAGAGUUUCCGACGACUAUGUCUAGUGUUUCCGCUUCUCUUUCUGGUUUGGCAGCGGCUGUAGGAAACUUGGUAUCUUCUUUUGUAUUCAGCACUAUAGAAAACUUUACUUCAAGAGGAGGAAAACAAGGGUGGAUUACUGAUAAUAUUAACAAGGGUCGUUUUGACAAGUACUAUUGGGUUAUAGCUGGACUUAAUGCUCUUAAUUUUGUAUAUUAUUUAGUGUGCAGUUGGACUUAUGGACCUACUGUUGAUAAAGUAUCUAAGGAGACUGAAGAAAAUGGUACAAAGGAGGAAGAUUCAACUGAACUCAAGAAUGUGAAUCCAUUAUUUGAUGAAAAGGUUAUUAGUGAUGAAACUAGAUCAAUGGAGAAAGAGUUAACUGAACUCAAGAACAGUGAAGAAAAUGGCUUUAAGGAGGAAGAGUUAACAAAGGAUUAA